Messenger RNA from Aspergillus eucalypticola CBS 122712, 764 nucleotides. RefSeq names its product putative pathogenesis associated protein Cap20. Bases 13 to 555 code for a protein of 180 amino acids. The transcript is spliced from 2 exons. The record is from RefSeq and is a predicted model, not a curated record. NCBI's taxonomy places the organism in Eukaryota, Fungi, Ascomycota, Eurotiomycetes, Eurotiales, Aspergillaceae.
GAAAACGGCAUUAUGGGCGAGAACUCUGUCAACGGGGAGGCUAUCCACUCCCAAUUCCUCGAUCACCUGACAUCCUAUCCUGUUGUCUCCGACUCUAUCACCGUCAUCAAGACCAACAAGUACGCCGCGAGGUCUCUGGAAUAUGCCGACCAAGGCUACUCUCGCUUAGCCAAGCCGUUCCUUCCUUACUUCUCCAAGCCGUAUGGCUUCGUUGCUCCGUAUGUCGCGCGCGUAGAUACUCUCGGAGACAAAGGCCUGAGCAAGGUUGAUGAAACGUUCCCAUUUAUCAGAGAUGAUACAACCACGCUCAAGGGAUCGAUCAAAGAUGGUGUCUCAUUCCCAGUGCGAUUCGUUUAUGACCUAAAGGGUCAUGUUUUUGACACUUACAGUUCUGAGUACAAGAAGUGUGGUGGGGACGGAAUGGUUGCGAGCGGUAAGGCCGUCAUCACCACCGGCUUGGUGCUCUCGCAGGAGUCGCUAGCCUAUAUCAGCUCCUUGCUUCAGGCCAAGAAAGCCCAAGUUAAGGAUGCAGUCAACGAAAAGACUGACAACUAAACUCUCGCAAUGUUAAUCUUUAUUCCUGUUUCAGCUGGUCUGUUGUCUUGCGAUGAGGUAAUUCUUUUGCGUGUUUGUUGUUUAGAUCGUUUUGCUCUGGGAGGCCUGUCUCCUUUAUUCGGUUUGUCUUGGACAUAGGCGGUUGCGUUCAAUUCUCCAUGUGCUCAUGCGGCUUGCAUUGGAUACAUACACAGGCUUGGUAAUGGUAG